Pediculus humanus corporis (human body louse) is the source of this 819-nucleotide messenger RNA. RefSeq lists its product as uncharacterized. The transcript is spliced from 2 exons. NCBI's taxonomy places the organism in Eukaryota, Metazoa, Arthropoda, Insecta, Psocodea, Pediculidae. The coding region runs from base 1 to 819 and encodes 272 amino acids. The record is from RefSeq and is a predicted model, not a curated record.
AUGUUAAAAAAAUAUUGCAAAAAAAAUUCACAAUUUUUAUUAGUAGAAUCUCGAGCUGGUGUUAUAGGAACUUGUCAUGAUUUAUCAAAGCUUGUUCAACAUCCUAAAUCGAAUUUUUUAAAAUCAUUUUACUCUAGUGUGCACCCUUAUGUACAUUUAAGAAUUCCUAGCAUACCUAAUGUUGGAAUAAAAACAUUCGAGUGGAAGCCGGGUACUAGUUUCGAAGAACUUAAAAAUCAAGUUAGAGUAUUUGAAAAUCAAAUAAUUAAGUGUCUUAUAAUUUUAAUGAUUUCUGAAAAUGUAAAUUAUGGCAAUACUAUAUCUCAAAAAGAUGAUUUUGUCACACAUUUAAGAACAGUUCAAUCAGAGGAAUUUGCAGUUGGAGGAUGCUUUGUAGAUUCAUUACCUGAUAAUAUAGUGACCAAAUACAUAAUUUUUUACGGUGACAAAGUGGAAGCUGCUUCAACUUUGCUUGAAAGAAAGACUAAUACGAAAAAAAAAAUUGAAGUUGCAGUAGAAGAAUUUAGAGAAAUGUGCCCAAAAACAAAUAAAGGACUCUUAUUCGUCUUUAGAUGCUGUAGCAGAAGUCAACUUUCUGCGAAAGCUGUAAAAAAUUUAAUCAUAUGGGAAGGUGAUUCGCUUAGUAAAUUUUUCCCUAACACUCCUGUUAUAGGAUGCUGUGGUUAUGGUGAAUUUGGUAGAAAAUUCCCAGAAGAAACUAAACCAAAAUUAGAAAACAAAGUAGCCAGAAUGUCAAAUAUAUGGGAAUAUACUUAUUCUACUAGUCUUGUUUAUCUAGAUAAUUACAGACAUUAUUAA